GACCUUUGGCUCCACCUGUUCCUUGUUGCGCUGAUAUUUGCAAUGGCUUGUGGGUCUCCUGCAUGUCGUCGAAUAUUGGGCGAAGAUCUGUGGAGGUUCGCAGUCUUUGGGAUGCACACGACACCAACGAGAAUGGCUAUUUGGACCAGACGGAGCUUGAAAGUCUUCUCAUUCACCUUCACAAGAAGCUUGGCGGCUCUGGAGAUCUUUCAGAAGAAGCCAUCAAACGCUGUGCAGAAAUACUUCAUGUGGAGAGUGGGGAGCUGCGAAAAGAGGUUUUCGCAAGAAGAUUCACACAUCUUUGGUCUCAGAAGGACAAGCUGUUGGAACUCUCUCCAAAGGUGACAGUCGUGAGUGAUACUUCCGAGCCCUCCAGCUCUGUCAACCUGUGGCUUGCUGCAAGUAUGCAUGGUGUCGAAGGAGAGCCUUUUCCUGAAGGUAGUGUCUGUUGGGUGCGAGAUUCAGCUGUGAUGACAGAGAAGGAAGACUUGAGUAGCGUCAAGAAGAAGGAUAUCCCUGGAGCAAGCAAAGGCCUUCAUUCUGCUCGGUUGCUGGUCUUGGGGCAUGGACGAAGCAAGUCGCGGCUUCGUGUCCAAGAUAGUUCAGGCGAUGUUGGCUGGGUCAGCACCACAUUGGAAGGCCGACUGCUUCUCCAGCCUAGCUCUGCUUGGCUCACUGUCUCAGAAACUCAUGAAAAGGAGGCCGUCUAUCAGGCGAUGCAGAAACUCUGGCAUGCCCACAAAGCAGCCCAAGAGCAAGGUGCGAACCUGGCCUCGGAGCUUCUUGCUGCGCAUCAUCAGGCCGUCCAACAAGAUGCCAUCCGUUGGCGACAAGAGCAGGACAUCGCAGAGUUGGAGGAUGAACUGGAUGAGGAAGAGAAGGUAUGCAAAAGUUUUAAGCGUAAAGUGAAGGAACUGGAGCUGAGCAUUGCCAAGGAGGAGCAACGAAACGGAGAGGAGAAGCAAAUUCAAGCGCUGGAAGAGCGGAACUCCACUCGGCUGAAGUCCGAGCUGGCAGAGUUUGAAAGUGAGGCAGGCAGGCUGCGCAUUGAACUGGAAGAUUCCAGGGCAGCUUUGCGAACUGCGCAGCUGGAACGCCGAAGCAAAGAAGAGCAGCACGAGAGUCGGAUCUCAGCAUUGACUGGGUUGAUGCAUGAAGAGGUGAACAAGGCACAUGAGAGACUUACAGUCACUGAAAUGGCCACAACAGCAGCGCAAAGAACGCUGCAACUUGUAGAGGAUGAGGAAGCAGGGAAAACGAGCAAGUCAGCAGAUGAGCUCAAUCGAAUGAAGGAUUAUGUCAGAGCAGAGUCAGAAGCAUUUGACAAGUGCGAGUUCAAGCUGGAGAGCAUCGAGAAGCGGGAAAAAACAAGGUCCCUUUUCGAAAAUGUGCAAGUCGAGUUCCUCCACAAGGAGAAGCGAACCAACGACGAGCUUCGUGAAGCCACUCUGCUUCGAAACGAGGCUGCACAAGCUGCAGAUGAGGCCCUGGCUUUGCGCAUCAGACUGGCCAGAGAGGACCAAGACCUCACAUCUCGACAAGCCUCACUUUCAACGGCAGAGCAGCAGGCUUCACAAAAGCUGGAGUUAGCAGCGGUUGAGCUAGACCGGGCAAGAAUCUUGACCCAGGAGCUCACCAAGGACAAGGCGGAGGCUUUCAGCGAGUUGGCCGAAGCCAGGCGUGUGUCAGGAAGAGCUCAGCAAGAAAGGGAGCUUGCACAUCAGCAGUCCUUGGAAGCAGAGAUGGCAGCCUUUGAGGCGAUGAAAGCCUGCGAAGCAGCAGACGAGGACAGGAAGAAGGUUGAGCAAGCCCUUCUUUCUGUGACAGAAGAUUUAGAAAAGGCUGCACGCCAACAACGAGAAGGAUUGGAACUUGCGGCAAAGGGCGAAUCAUCGUUGCACCGCAUGCACAUGAUCGAAGAGAAGGUGUCCCAGUAUAGCGAGGAGAAUCAGAGAUUGUCGCAAGUUCUGGCAACAGAGAGGGCAGCAUGCAAUGAAAUCCGCAGCGAGAAGGAACGCAUGCAGCUCGAACUUCGAGAUUUGACUCGGCUGACUCGCUUUGCAUCUCCGCGAAUGCGUGGACAGUCUGGAGUUGGCUGA
Molecule: messenger RNA, 2099 nt
Organism: Durusdinium trenchii
Lineage: Eukaryota; Dinophyceae; Suessiales; Symbiodiniaceae
Source: the annotation of a GenBank genome assembly